Messenger RNA from Drosophila persimilis, 771 nucleotides. RefSeq lists its product as uncharacterized. The coding region runs from base 2 to 754 and encodes 250 amino acids. The transcript has a single exon. NCBI's taxonomy places the organism in Eukaryota, Metazoa, Arthropoda, Insecta, Diptera, Drosophilidae. The record is from RefSeq and is a predicted model, not a curated record.
AAUGGCAAAUAUUUAUAAUCAAAAUGAAUAUCGCUACCAAAUCGGAAGGCCAGAACGACCGCAAGAGGAGAAUGUGGUAAUUAUCAUCGAUCCAGCAAUUAUGACUGUAUUCCGGCGUCAUGUAUAUUUCUUUGCUGCCGUCUUCUGUGUUCUGUCGAUGAUACCCUGGAUCAUUGUAUCGGCCACGGAAUAUGACGUGGGCGAAAAGUGCCCAGUGCAUCCUAUUGUGUGGAUAUUGAUUGCGUUUACGUGCCAGACGAUAUUGUCCUGCUGUCCCCAGACGCGAUACUCGUUCCCAUGCAACUGGAUACUGGUGCUGUCCGUGGUGAUAUUCCUGACUCUAUUCGGAUGCUACUUUAUCUACUCUGUCAUCAUUGAGGCAUUACUGCUGUCUGUUUUGAUUGCGGCCGUACUGUUGGUGAUUCUCCAUUUAUGCGGGGCACAUUGCCCUUCGUCUGUAUUGCCCAAUGCCGUGUGCACAGGCUGUAUAUAUCUACUGUGCUUCCUCACACUCAUUAUACUUGCCAUCCUGAUGUUGGUCCUAGGCGAUCGAAUUUAUGGACUAAUCUUUGCCACAGUUCUGUUCUUUUUAGUCGUCUUGAUGAUACCCUUUUCUUCGCAGUACAUUAAUGGACGUCUGCAAUACUCGCCCCUGCCCGAUACUCUGGGUUGUUCUUUGGGAAUCUUCAUAUACUUUAUCAUAAUGGUCCUCUGUUUGGCUUCUUUUAGAUAUUACUAUCUGUACUAUAAAUAAGAGAGAUCACAAAUAUA